This is a messenger RNA of Ctenocephalides felis (cat flea), 5315 nucleotides long. RefSeq names its product tyrosine-protein phosphatase 10D-like. The record is from RefSeq and is a predicted model, not a curated record. NCBI's taxonomy places the organism in Eukaryota, Metazoa, Arthropoda, Insecta, Siphonaptera, Pulicidae. Gene Ontology annotation, biological process: protein dephosphorylation. Gene Ontology annotation, molecular function: protein tyrosine phosphatase activity; protein binding.
GCUGGCAUGGAUGUCUGUUUUAUCCUUUGACAAAAAUUGUAAAAAUGAAAGUCCUGUCACAAUAACAAGACGUUUGAAUAGCAGAAUAUCAAGCACAAAUAUAUCCAUUAUCAUUUGAAAUAAUUUCCAUAGUGCGGCCGUCGUGUACAAAAUGACUAUGAUCAUAAUUAAUGUCUGUGAUAGAGUGUGCAGUAUUUGGUAGUAAAUUUGCCUAAUAAUAAUAAUAGUUAUAAUAAAAGUGUAAAGUGUGUUUUAAGUGAUAAAAUGACAUCGAAGUUUAUUGGCUGUUCAACAAGUAUUAUCGCUUUAUUAUCCUUUCUAGUUAAGUAUUCAUUAUGUGCCGAUUUGGUGAUAGAAAUUCCAGGAAACCUCGGUGGGCAAUUAGGGGCUUUUUACAGGCUCGACUACAGGCCCCCAGUCGGUGUACCAGGACCCAAUACCACCAUACCAGCAGGUGACGUUGUGGGCGAUGUGAUACAAUUUUCCAAGGGCCUACCUGGCACUAAAUACGAAUUUAGAUUAUAUUAUUCUAAUGAUACCUUAAAAGAUUGGUUGACGUGGACCGCAAGUAUUACGACAGCUCCUGAUCCACCAUCAAACCUUUCGGUGAAUGUUCGAGGAGGCAAACAGGCUCUGGUGUCAUGGAAUCCUCCAAACCAGGGACAUUUUUCUAGUUUUAAAUUAAAGGUUAUUCCAAUAUCUGAUCCCCAAUCUGGUACACAAUCCAUAUCGAUAGCUGAAGGAGUUCAGCAAUAUUCUUUAAGAGAGUUGACACCAGGUGCUACCUAUCAGGUUCAGGCUUAUACUCAGUACGAGGGGAAGGAUUCUGUGGCUUAUAGUAGCAGAAAUUUUACCACAAAACCAAAUACUCCAGGAAAGUUUAUCGUCUGGUUCAGAAAUGAAACGACUCUGCUAGUUCUGUGGCAACCACCUUAUCCUGCAGGUGUUUAUACACAUUAUAAGGUAUCCAUUGAACCUCCGGAUGCCUUAGAAAGUAUUCUAUACGUCCAGAAGGAAGAAGAGCCUCCUGGUCCUGCACAAGCUGCAUUCAAAGGACUAGUUCCUGGUCGAGCGUACAACAUAUCAGUUCAGACGAUGUCAGAAGAUGAAAUCAGUGCCCCGACAACUGCUCAAUACAGAACCGUUCCUUUGAGGCCUCUGAAUAUAACAUUCGACAAAAACUCAAUUACUAGUCAUUCUUUUAAAGUUUUGUGGGAGGCUCCUAAAGGAAUCAGUGAAUUUGACAAGUAUCAGUUAUCCUUGGCGUCUUUGAGACGUGUCCAGCCAGUGACCAGGAAUAGAGAGGAUCAAAAUUCUUGGGAAUUUAGAGAUCAUUUGGAACCUGGACAGAAUUAUCAGGUUGUUGUUAAAACGGUUUCUGGUAAAGUCACUUCGUGGCCUGCUACAGGAGAAGUCACACUGAAACCUCUCCCUGUGAAAGAUCUUCGUACAGACACAAACGACAGAACAGGAAUCAUUUCGAUAUCCUGGUCAGCACAGAACACGAGCAAGCAGGAUAAUUUCAAAAUAUCUUAUCAUGAAGUCGAAACCUACAAUGGUGAUAGUAACACCAUUCUGAGCAACAACACGAGUGUUAUGCUGGAGAGUCUUUUGCCUGGGAGGAAUUAUUCUAUAACCGUACAGGCAGUCUCUAAAGAUAUGGAAUCAAAUGAAACAGUAUUAUACAUAGCUACCAGACCGUCCUCACCAAUUAUCGAAGAUCUCAGACCCAUCAAGAAUGGUCUCAACAUUAGCUGGAAGUCUGAUGUUAAUUCGAGACAAGAGAACUAUGAAAUUAUGUACAGAAGGAAUGAUACAAACGAUGUCCACAAGCAGAUCAGUACAGAUUCCAAUUUAGUGAUCAGAGAUUUACAUCCUGGUGCUGGUUAUGAAGUCAGAGUUUUUGCCAUAAGUCAUGGAUUGAAAAGUGAACCACACGAUUAUUUCCAAGCAGUUUAUCCAAAUCCUCCACAAAAUAUGAGCGUGCAGAAAGUCCAAAGCAAUUCCGUGCUGGUACAUUGGACGGAGCCUGAAGAUUCUACAUUUUCUGAAUAUGCCAUCAGAUAUCGUACAGAAUCUGAUAAACAGUGGGUGCGACUGUCGGCUGUGAAGGUAACUGAGGCUGAAAUAACAGAUAUGACUCCUGGUGAAAAAUAUACGAUUCAAGUGAACACUGUCAGCUAUGGUGUCGAGAGUUCUAGUCCACAACAAGCCAACCACACAGUCCGUCCUAAUCAAAUCGAAAACAUAACUCCCAUAACGGAUUCUAACAACAUAACACUGGAAUAUCCCAGACCGGAAGGAAGAAUUGAGAACUAUGUUAUCAGCUGGUGGCCUACGGAAGAUCCUAGUCAGAUCCAGAAGAAGAAUAUCUCAGAGAAUGAUAAUUUUGAUGAGAACAAACCUGUAAGGAUUUUAAUCGGGGAUUUGAAACCAGGAGUGGAAUAUAAAUUUGAGAUUUACACAACAUCUUAUGGUUUGAACAGCGAUAAAACAGAACUCGUUACUAGAACAAUGCCUCUAAUCCAGUCCGAACUGGUGGUCAUCAACGACCAGGUGUCCAGAGACAGUCUAACCUUACGCUACACUCCAACACCUCAACAGAGUUCAAGAUUCGAUGCCUAUAGAUUUGCUUUGGGCAGAGAAUUGGUCCAAGAAAAAUCUGCAGAUGAUGAAGAGAGACGUGUUAAAUUCACUGGACUCACACCAGGAAAACUAUAUGAUAUCACAGUGUGGACUGUGAGCGAUGGAGUUCUGAGCCAACCUUUGAAACGACAGGAUCGAAUAUAUCCUGAGCCUAUUACUGGUAUAAACGCGACCAAAAUAUCAGCACAUGAGAUCACUCUGCAAUGGGAUGCUCCCAAAGGGGAGUACGAUGUUUUUGAAGUGCAGUAUUUGAAUGCUGAUUCGUCUUUGUUGCAGACGAUUAGAAAAGAGAAUAUUACUAUUGAUAAUUUGAAACCUUACAGGAACUACACAUUCACCGUAGUAGUCCGUUCCGGCAACCACUCUACGGUGCUGCGUUCAAGUCUCCCGGUCUCCGCCUCGUGGACUUUAGAAUCGACUCCGGAGCGCGUCGAACGUUUCGCACCGACCGACAUCAGGCCGAACGAAGUCGCCUUCGAAUGGUACCUGGCGAAGGACAAGAACGGUGUGCUGAAGAGAUUCACCAUAACUUACGGAGAGGAGAACCAUCCUGAUGGAAAUGCUGUUAAUAGGACUGAUUUCGAUCCGCAGGAGACACAGGGUGUGAUACGAGAUUUGGUUCCUGGUAAAACGUAUGUGUUUAAAAUCAGAUGAGCUGAGACCAGAGUUGGAUAUGGUCCAGAAUCAAUCUGGAAGUUGCAGAUGCCCAUUUUGGCACCUCCUCAACCCAAUUCUCAAGUGGUUCCUACAGAGGUGUGUAAGAGUUCGACAACAUUCGAAUCAGGUUUAGGAAAAAACUACUUCUCAGAAAAGAAUGGUGCUAUAACAUCCUAUAUACCAUCAUUAGUAGCAGAAGACGAUACAAACCUCAUCAGGCUUAGAAAUGUUGAGCGGAGAGACGUGCAAGGAUUGAGAGUGUGGCUACCCAUAUCAAGCAGUUAUCCUUAUUACCCCUUUAAGAAUGCAUCAGUGGAAGAUUUUACAAUCGGUACAGAAGACUGUGAGUCUAAAAAGAAGAGUUCGGGUUAUUGCAAUGGCCCGCUUAAAGCAGGGGCUACUUAUAGUGUUAAAGUGAGAGCUUUUACAGCCCGAGAUAAGUUUACGGAUACUCAUUACAGUUUCAGAAUUCAAACAGAUCAAGACAACACCCCAAUAAUAGUGGGCGUGACUGUUCCCCUGAUAUGCAUCCUGCUGCUUCUGGUGACGGUGAUAGUGCUUCGAAGGCGCAGGAAUGCGAAUAGAAAGGCGACUGAGGCCAGACAUAGCGACGCCAUGUCUUUGCCUGACAGCGUCGCAGACACCACCAGACCUGUCAGGAUUGAAAACUUUGCCGAACACUACAGGAUCAUGUCGGCCGACAGCGAUUUCAGGUUCAGUGAAGAAUUUGAGGAAUUGAAACAUGUAGGUCGUGAACAGCCCUGUACUUUUGCUGAUCUACCUUGCAACCGACCGAAGAACAGGUUCACUAACAUCUUGCCUUAUGAUCACUCACGAUUCAAACUGCAACCGGUUGAUGACGAGGAAGGAUCUGAUUAUAUCAAUGCUAAUUAUGUACCGGGUCAUAAUUCUCCAAGGGAGUUCAUAGUAACCCAAGGGCCCUUGCAUUCAACAAGAGACGAUUUCUGGAGGAUGUGCUGGGAGAGUAACUCAAGGGCCAUUGUUAUGUUGACGAGAUGUGUGGAGAAGGGACGAGAGAAGUGUGAUCACUAUUGGCCCUACGACACUUUACCAGCUUACUACGGUGAUAUCUGUGUCACUAUUCUGAAUGAUAGUCAUUAUUUGGACUGGAGUGUCACUGAAUUCAUGAUGACAAGGGGAGAAACUCAGCGUGUAAUGAAACACUUCCACUUUACAACGUGGCCUGAUUUCGGUGUCCCAUCUCCUCCUCAAACUUUGGUGAGGUUUGCAAGAGCCUUCCGGGAAAGAGUUGGUCCUGAACAGAGGCCUGUGGUUGUACAUUGUAGUGCUGGUGUCGGUAGAUCUGGUACAUUUAUUGCACUCGAUAGGAUAUUGCAGCAGAUCAGGGUCAAUGAUUAUGUGGAUAUAUUUGGAAUUGUGUGGCAAAUGCGCAAAGAACGUGUAUGGAUGGUCCAAACGGAACAACAGUACAUCUGCAUACACCAAUGUCUUCUGGCUGUCCUCGAAGGCCGAGACAACACAGGACCUCCAAGAGAGAUACACGAGAACCAAGGAUUUGAAGAUGAUGAAGGCAUAGCCGAGUCCGGCAUGUGAUAUGUGAACGAGUGCUAAUAUUAAUAUUUUAUCCCUAUAUUAAAUUAUUAUUAAACAAUUUAAAUCGAAGACAAUGUUUGUGUUGCAAAGAAUUGUUUUUAACGAAUGGUGAUUACUAAAUAAGAUUUUAUUUAAACUUUUAACUUAAACUAUUAAGUUUUACGUAUGUGAAUGGUGGAAUAGUUAUAUAUUUCUAUAUUUAUAAACAAAAAAUGCAAUAUGUACUUCAUGAUAUUAUAUGAGCGAAUCGGAAAUUGUGUGUAUGUGGUAAUUGAUUUAGGUGUAAGUGGAAAUGUGGAUUUUAACACUAAACUGAGAAAUAAUUUAUUAACCAGAUUUUCUGGUGGAAACAAACUUCUCCUUUAAGAUUUAGUGUUAAAAGUUUUCAAUCAAUCUAUAUUGUAUAUUGAUUCAAGUAUUUUUAACUCGUAGCCCAC